Messenger RNA from Haliotis rufescens (red abalone), 1692 nucleotides. Its product is annotated as sialate O-acetylesterase-like. NCBI's taxonomy places the organism in Eukaryota, Metazoa, Mollusca, Gastropoda, Lepetellida, Haliotidae. Gene Ontology annotation, molecular function: sialate O-acetylesterase activity. Bases 50 to 1648 code for a protein of 532 amino acids. The transcript is spliced from 8 exons. Gene Ontology annotation, biological process: carbohydrate metabolic process. The record is from RefSeq and is a predicted model, not a curated record.
GGAGAUAAGGCAGGGAUCGAUUGUGUGUGUCUUGAAGACGGCGGAUGAAAUGGAGUCAGUUGUAUGGAAAUUCAUUUGGACUGCCGUUAAUGUGGCAGCAUUAGCAGUAUAUUCUGGAAGAGGGACCACAGCGCAAAGACCAUUUGCCUUUGCCAGUUACUAUGGAAACCACAUGGUUCUUCAAAAAGCACCCCAAAGAACGAUUAUCUGGGGAUAUGCUGCAAAACCAGGGGAGACAAUCACAUUGAGCAUUAGUGGUAAAGGGGAGGUGAACACAACAUCCUUUAAUGGACCUAUGGCAACAACCCCUGUGUGGUCAGUUCAACUUCCUGCAAUCGCUGCUGGUGGGCCUUACAACAUUACAGCGACAUCUAGCGAGGGCAGCAUUGGCUUAACUGAUGUGUUAUUUGGUGACGUCUGGAUAUGUUCGGGUCAGAGCAACAUGCAGUUUACAGUUUCAAUGGGUUUCAAUGCCACGGAAGAGGAGUUAGAUGCCUUUAACCAUCCCAACAUCCGGGUAUUCACAGUUGCCUUGGGAGGGUCUCCUUUUGAAGAAUAUGAUCUGUUGGGUAUCAGUGAACCUUGGUCGGUUCCUAGUCCAGAGACCAUUGGUGGUCCAGCUUGGUCGUACUUUUCGGAUGUCUGCUGGUUAUAUGGCAAGUACCUGUCUUCGCAUCUCAAAUACCCCAUCGGCCUCAUUGCGACGUCAUACGAAGGAACCCGAGUGGAGGCGUGGUCAGCUCCCAAUGUUCUCAAGCAAUGUGAUGUAUACGAUGUAAGCGACAUAAGCGAUGACGCUGGUGAUGUUUCUGGUGUAAAUCCAAAUGCUGCUUCUGUUCUGUGGAAUGCCAUGAUGCGACCUUUUCUCAACAUGACCAUAUAUGGAGUCAUAUGGUAUCAAGGCGAGUCUAAUGACAAACCACCUUCAUCAAUGAACCGGUACAACUGUACGUUCCCCGCCAUGAUUGAUGACUGGAGAGAUAGAUUCCACCACGGUUCCGUUGGUCAAACUAACCCGCUUUUUCCCUUUGGAUUUGUACAGCUUGCUCCAUGGCGAGACAAUGACGUCACUACGACCGGCUUCACAGACAUUCGGUGGCACCAGACAGCUGACUAUGGCUACGUCCCUAACGCCAGGAUGAAGAAUACCUUCAUGGCGGUGGCCAUGGACCUGCCCGACUUCUCGUCUCCUUGGCAAAGUAUCCAUCCCCGGGACAAGCAGGAUGUGUCUAUGCGUCUGUGUACAGCAGGACUUGCUGUGGCUUACAACCAAACUCACUUCUCUACACUCAAUGGCCCCUACCCGUCUCAUUUUACAAUCUUGGCGCAAGAAGAAACCGUGCAGAUUACUUAUGACAAAGUUCUGGAAAUUAGAUCGAAAUCAGGCUUUGAGGUGACAUGUGUUAAAUCCAACAGUUCAUCACGACCAGAUGAUAAUUCAGUAUGGUUCCCAAUGCCUAUUACUUCACACGACAACACAUCAGUGACCCUCAACUACAGCCAACUAUGUCUGCGAUCUAGAGACAGGGUGGUGUCUGCAAUACGGUACGCCUGGAGAGAGUCGCCCUGCCCCUUCAAACAGUGUGCUGUCUACAACAAGGACAGUGGAUACCCAGGGCCACCUUUCAUUCGACAUGUUAAGCAAUAAGAUGUUAAAUAUUGAAAUUAUGAAAUAAAUUGCGUGCAAAAUAA